CUAUAUAUAUGCUCACGGAGUCCCACAAAGACCUCUCCCCGCUCUCUCUCUCUCUCUCCUUCUCUCUCUCUCUAGCUCUCUGUUUUUUCUUUGAAGGUGUUGUGUUAGUUUCCAUGGAGAUGGGGGAAGGUCUGACUAAAGAACAAAUGGAUCAGCUUAUAGAAGCUUUUCUUUUCUUUGACAAAAACAGAGAUGGUUGCAUCACCCUUGAUGAACUAAGAACCGAGAUCAGAAACUUGGGUCAAAAUCCAACAGAGGAAGAACUCAAGCAAAUGAUCAGUGAAGUAGAUGCAGAUGGGAAUGGAAAAAUUGAUUUUUGGGAAUUCCAAAAAUUGAUGUCCAAAAUCAUGGAGGAAGAAACAGAGGAGAAACUCAAAGAGGCCUUCAAGGUGUUUGAUAAAAACCAAGAUGGAUAUAUAUCAGCAAAUGAGUUGAGCCAUGUCUGUUUGAUGCUUAAUUUGGGGGAGAAGUUAACAGAUGAGGAAGUUCUGCAGAUGAUCAGAGACGCUGAUUUGGAUGGAGAUGGCCAGGUCGACUACCAUGAGUUUGUGAAUAUGAUGAUGACUCAGGAUGUGUCACAAAUCCUACCAAAAAGAGGCUUUUUUUAAUGAUAUGAUUAUACAACCAAAAAGAAACAAAACUAGAUUGAGUGAAUGACAAGAAAGAUAACCCUUGUUUGAUUUGUUCAUAUCUCCAUUAUUUUAUUGUAUUAUCAGUGUUUGACUUCAUGUCAAGUUGGAAGUCUAGAGGAAAUUAUGGUUUAAAUACAAAGAAAUGAUAUUGAUGUA
This is a messenger RNA of Benincasa hispida (wax gourd), 788 nucleotides long. Its product is annotated as calmodulin-1-like. The record is from RefSeq and is a predicted model, not a curated record. Gene Ontology annotation, cellular component: myosin II complex. Gene Ontology annotation, molecular function: calcium ion binding. NCBI's taxonomy places the organism in Eukaryota, Viridiplantae, Streptophyta, Magnoliopsida, Cucurbitales, Cucurbitaceae.